GUGAUGUUCAGCCUAUUAGAUUAAAUUCACCCACCUCUUCUCUUCUUUUACCUCUUUCCUCAUCUUCCAUCUUCGACCCCGAGUACGUUUCUGUCUGUAACAAGCAGAAGCGCUUCUCCAUCGUCGGUCGUCAGCAGGUCCCUCCCAAGGAGUGGCAAUCGCGUCAUGGUCAUACCAAUUUUAUCGAGCGUUGCAGGCUUCCUCGGUAUUACCUCGCUACGAGCAACUGGACGAGAUGCAUACAUUAUCAUCACACUGCGCUCUCUGCGCAUGUUCACGUCUGGAAUACCGUCGCUGAUCCUCGCCUUGUUCUUUGCCUCGCUCAAGUUUCCGGAUUCCCGGAUUGGAGUGUUCAUGACACUGACGUUGCUUGGCGAUGUGCUUCUGUCAUUACUGUUGACUCUCGUCGCGGACAAACUGGGCCGGCGAAGGAUACUGUUUGGUGGCAGCAUCAUGAUGGCCUUUUCCGGUGUAGUUUUUGCGUUAUCGGAGAAUUUCUGGAUCCUGUUGAUCGCAGCUGUCUUUGGAAUCAUUAGUGUCACUGGUGCAGACUGCGGUCCCUUUCGAGCAGUCGAAGAGAGCAUCUUGAGUGGACUAACAAACGAGAAGACUAGAAGCGAUGUUUUGGCAUGGUAUGUCACAUUUACCACAAUGGCAGGGGCCGUAGGUGCCGAACUUGCAGGAAGAGUUGUACAUGCUUUAGAAAAGAGGCAUGACGUCGUUAAGGUCUACCACGCGCUAUUCUGGGCCUACGCAGCCUUCGGAAUGAUUGGAAGCAUUCUUUGUCUGGGUCUGAGUGAGCGGUGUGAGGCAGCUGGCGAGAGACGCGCAGAGAUGCAAGAGCGCGGACGAGGAGGCAACGAUGGGGAGGAAGAGGAAGUCCUGCUGGAAGCUAUGACACCAAGCACUACCGACGGUUUCGAUCACGAAGAGGGCCAUGCAGCGAGACGCACAGACAUCAGAGUUCCGCCCAAGAAGAAGCAGAGCUACUUCAGCCAGAUCUCAAAGACGACUCGCUCCAUCAUGUACAAGCUCUGGAUCCUCCUGGCUAUCGACUCUCUCGCAGAUGGCAUGACACCAUACUCACUCAUAAACUACUACGUCGAACAAAAGUUCCACGUUUCGAAGGCAACACUGGGCGACAUCACCUCCGCUUCACAGUUCCUAUGCGCUGUCAGUGCCAUCUUUGCCGGUCCACUCGCGAAGAAGAUUGGACUCAUCAAUACAAUGGUGUUUACUCAUCUCCCUUCUUCGAUUGCAAGCGCCUUCAUCCCAAUGCCGAAGACUGUCGGCCCAACUAUUGGCAUUCUUCUUUUCAGAGCUGCGCUCAACAGCAUGGACCAAGCCCCACGAACGGCAUUUAUUGCAGCUGUUGUGAAACCUGAAGAGCGCACAGGCGCCAUGGGCAUUACGAGUAUGGUCAGAACUCUAGCAAUGAGUGUCGGGCCCUCAAUCACUGGUCUUCUGUCUGGCAAUGACGUGUUCUGGGUUGCCUUCCUUGGCACUGGCACUUGCAGGAUUAUCUACGAUCUGGGAUUAUGGGUGCUUUUCUCAACAGUGAAGGUCGAUAACAAACCUGCUGCAAGAGAAGAUGAUCUAAAUAGCGUGGACGACGAGGCAUGGAAUGGCCUGCUGAGCGACAGCGAUGGCGACAGCGUUCUCAGCAACGAGAGCAGAAAGAGCAAAAACUUUGGACGAGCCCAGAACAGGAUAUAAGCGGUGGACAGAGUGGGUGCCAUAUCAACGUCAAGACUGACGAGCACGGUCUGAGAGAUUUGGCAAGGAGCUAAAGCGCUGGAGAUAGUAACUUCAUUUACAGAAAUGACGGGCGUAUUGUAUGCGCAAGGAA
Messenger RNA from Macroventuria anomochaeta, 1849 nucleotides. RefSeq names its product MFS transporter-like protein. Gene Ontology annotation, cellular component: fungal-type vacuole membrane. The record is from RefSeq and is a predicted model, not a curated record. Gene Ontology annotation, biological process: transmembrane transport. NCBI's taxonomy places the organism in Eukaryota, Fungi, Ascomycota, Dothideomycetes, Pleosporales, Didymellaceae. Gene Ontology annotation, molecular function: transmembrane transporter activity. The transcript has a single exon. The coding region runs from base 166 to 1716 and encodes 516 amino acids.